This is a messenger RNA of Seminavis robusta, 1203 nucleotides long. NCBI's taxonomy places the organism in Eukaryota, Bacillariophyta, Bacillariophyceae, Naviculales, Naviculaceae. The record is from the annotation of a GenBank genome assembly.
AUGCCGCUCCUUGUUGUGCAGCGUUCUGAGGCCGAGCAGCUCAAGAGGCCAGAUCAGUCUUUGGCCAGGAUCCUUUCUCCAGAGACAGCGAAUGACGCGGCGAUUGAUUUGACAAGCCCCCAACCUGAUCAUUCGCAGUCACAACCCGGCGUGCCGCCACAACUUACACCCACAGAAGACAUGCUGAGGAGAAAGCAAGCCAAGGAUGAGCAGUACAUUCGAACGGCAGAUGCUGUCGAAGCGGCCUAUUUGGCCAAGCGCCCACGACGCGACGGCACUCAGGAAUGUAAAUGGUGGAGAAGAUAUGCCCGUCUCAAAGUGUACCGUCAAGUCUACGGCGAUGCCCAUGUGCCCAGUCGAUUUCCCAUGGACAGGCAGUUGGGUCUUUGGGUCAGACGUCAACGGGAAUCCUACCAGCAGGGUCUGCGUGGAGAAACGGGGGCCUACGAUGAGCAUCGCGCCGCCGCCUUGGAGUCGAUUGGAUUUGUUUGGCGUCUCAAAGACAAACCCACCAUGCAGGAGACGAAGCAACGAGGAGUGGAAUCAAGGAAGAGGACAUAUUUAAAGAAUCUACCAGAGCUCAAGAAGAAACCGCAACCAGGAGCGAAGAACAAGAGGAAGCACCGGGCAACUGUCGAGGGUGAUCCAGAAGUGGCGAGGAAGAAGAGGAAGGUGGUUCCUGCAAAGCAAGACAUGAAGAAAAGGAAGCCGGCUGCAGGGAAGCAAGACACGAAGAAAGGGCUGGAGGAAGUGGCCGAAAAGAAAGUCUUUCCCAACUCCACAUCACCCUCACUACAUCAGGAAAAGGCAACUGACGGGGUGGUGGAAACCAUCAGAGGACAAGGGACGCUCUUCGGAACAAAGCAACUGUGGCAAGGCACCAUUGUGACAAACGAUGGAGGAGAAGAUUCGGCAGGAUCAAGCUUGCGCCCUGGAUUUGCAUACAUCAGUCCUUCGGCUUCCUCUGUAUCUGGGUCCAGCAUUACCUCGGGCGACGAUGACGACUCGGAGGAUACUGGUGAGACCGACGAAGACGAGAGAAGCUUUGUCGAAGGCCAGUUUGAUGAUUGGUCGGAAGAGGAAGCAGACACCCGGUCCCCACUACCUCAUGAGCGCGCCGCUGCGGAAGAAGACCCUAAUGAUGACAGCAAAAUGCUCAGCUUGGCGCAGGUCGUCGCCAUGUUCAGAGAAUUGGUGGAGUAA